This is a messenger RNA of Paramacrobiotus metropolitanus, 731 nucleotides long. RefSeq lists its product as uncharacterized. The record is from RefSeq and is a predicted model, not a curated record. Bases 117 to 533 code for a protein of 138 amino acids. The transcript has 2 exons. Lineage: Eukaryota; Metazoa; Tardigrada; Eutardigrada; Parachela; Macrobiotidae.
CGCUGCAUCGAAAACACAUCAGUGCUUUUUGGAUCUAAAUGAUUACACGGCGUAAAUCUUUACGUGUUGAUACUUAUUAAAUCUCGUUUGAUAUCAGUCUACAGUACACAACCACAAUGUUUACCAAAGCAGCUAGUAUUUUCCUUGUUGCUUGCAUCGCUUUUUCUUAUGCAGAUCAAGCUCAGCCAAAAGCUCAGCAGGGACAAAAAGCCGCCGCCCCUCCUGCUGCGCAAGGCCAAGCUGCCCAGGGACAGGCGCAGCAAGGCCAGGCCCAAGCUGGUCAAGCACAGGCUCCAAAAUCCGAAAUCCAAGGCGCCAAAGAUGAAUUCAUCGGUGGAGUAGCCGCCAUCGGCGACUCCGCAGCCCGUGUCGGUCAGGCGGUCGUAAAUAAAGCCAAAGGCGUCCGAGACAACAUGGAGAAUGCCGGCUCCCAGAUUGCACAAACCUGGUCGCAGAGCGCACAGAAUACCAAAGAUAUUAUUAAGAAUAUUGGCAAUACCGAUAAUGCACCGGCACCUGCUCAGAAACAGUAGGGCCGGUCCGUACACGCUUUUGCUCAAUUGUAAAGUCAGUAUAGAUGUUUGUAGAACGGACCCGGCACUGGUUGUUACAUAACCGUGUUUACUGCCGACAGUUGUUGACUUCUCUUGUAUACUAGUAUUUUGUUUUGGCGCUGAUGUCAAGUUGAAGUAUGUGAUAUAACAGGUUGAUAAAUCAUGCAGCUCAUGGAA